Triticum aestivum (bread wheat) is the source of this 1922-nucleotide messenger RNA. RefSeq lists its product as uncharacterized. The transcript has 4 exons. NCBI's taxonomy places the organism in Eukaryota, Viridiplantae, Streptophyta, Magnoliopsida, Poales, Poaceae. Bases 196 to 423 code for a protein of 75 amino acids. The record is from RefSeq and is a predicted model, not a curated record.
UGUUAACUGAAACAAUAAUGUAAAUUUUUGUUGUUAACUGAAACAAUAAUGUUAAUUUAUGUUAACUACAAACUGUCUUGGACAUUGGUUUUUUCAAAUUAACUCCGUGUUGAACUGGUUCUUCUUGUUGUGUGCUGCAGCCCAGCAAUCUGUUCAUGCCAAAUGAUUGAGUCCUGGUGAGGUUCAUUGCUAGACAUGCACGGUCUCUGCAGGCAAGGAACACAUAAAAGUAAAUCAGCGUGUUAUCAGAAACUCAUGAGCAUGAAAGAGAAAUUUGGAUCAUGUGCGAACAUGGGUAGAGAGCAGAUCGAGGAGAACUUGAAGAUUAAAGGCAAUGAAAGGUCUAUACACAUUAGCAUCCGAACCAGAACAAUCAAGUUCAAAGCUCUCAUGGUUGACUGGAGAAAAUCAAAGGAGGUGUGAGUUCGAAAGUAAUACCUGGACUACCUAUGGGGAGUUCUAUGGUUGACGCAGAGGGGAUUGUUGUUUCAUGUACAAUCAGGCCUCUCAAUCAUUGUGGGUCAGCUGUAAUGGCUUGCGAAAGGGAUUGUUCAAAUUAUUCAAAAUUCAAUAUGAAAGGCAUUUAAAGAUUGUCUCAGAGUUAUACCUAGACUCCCUUUGGGUAGUUCAAUGGUUGAGGGCGAUGGGGUUGGUGCUUCGCGAAUAAAUAGUCCGCUUGAUGGUUGUGUGUCAGAUCGGUUGUCUUGCGAAAGGGACUUUGUUAAUUAGUAAGAAACAACAUUGAAGGUGAAUUACUAAAAAUAGUACACAAAUUCCAUAUACCUGGACCCUCUUUGGGGAGUAUAUUAACAUUGGUGUCUUCACCAAGAGCAUGUCGGAGGCCAUUUGUCGCAUCCAUCUGUCGAUGUCGGUCUUCCUGCUGUUUCUUCUUCUGAUAAGAUUCUUGUCUCUUUGUGUUCAACUUAUCCUUUUGUUCUUGGUACCCUUGCUCUUCUUUUUUCUUCUUAUAAGUUGCUCUUCUCCAUGCGUUGAUGACAUUCCUUUCUUCCUUUGAUAAGGUCCCUUUACGUUGGCUAGCACGGCCCCUCGUAGCUCCAUCUGUUGUUGUAGGUAUACACAAGUUAGCAUCUGAUUUUGAACAGUAAUAGUAUUUAUGGAUAAAAUCGUGCACCAUCAGGGUUGCCAUAUAUUAAUUAUAUACCAAACCAGAUGAUUCGCAACAAUCCUGUAUGAUGGAUUAAAUUUACCGCUUCAUUAUAUUUAUAAAUUGGAAGGAAGUGUGAGUUCGGAAGCUAUACCUGGACUACCUUUGUGGUUUUCUACGGUUGACGGAGAGGGGAUUGGUGCUUCAUGUAUAAUCAGGCUGCUCGAUGGUCGUGGGUCAGAUGCAACGGCUUGCGAAAGGGAUUGUUCAAAUUAGUAAUCACCAAUAUCGAAGGCAUUUAAAUAUUGCUGAUGAGUUAUACCUGGACUCCCUUUCGGAAGUUCUAUGGUCGAGGGAGACAGGGCAUCUGCUUCACGAAUAAACAAGCCACUCGAUGGUUGUGGGCCAGCUCCAAUGGCUUGCGAAAGUGAUUGUUUAGGUUAAUAAUUUAACAAUCACCAAAUACCAAUCAAUUAUCAAUUAAAUAUACCUGGACCCUCUUUGGGGAGUCUAUCAUAAUUGGUGAUAUCACCAAGAGGUUGUCGGAGCCUAUUUGUCGCCUCCAUUUGUCGAUGUCGGUGUUGCUUAGCAAGAUUCACCCAUUCCCAACGAGAACCAAACGGGCUCAAGUCGUUUGAGGACAUCACUGUCAUAGACAGUUAUCAUUGGCAAAGAAGACCAAUAAGUACCGUAUACUAUAUUUAACACACUUUAAUCUACAUUGAACAGAAGUAAAGUAAGUUCUUGGCAUGUUUGGUACAAUAACGCUUCUCUUCAGUUUUUGUGCCCAAUAACCAACAUUGUCAUGUAAUGCAUU